GGUUAUUCUGAGUCGCCAGACCUCGAGUUUGAGUAUGCUGACACCGACAAGUGGGCUGCAGAGCUCUCAGAGCUUUAUAGCUAUACGGAAGGACCGGAAUUCUUGAUGAAUCGAAAAUGCUUUGAGGAGGACUUCCGGAUCCACGUGACAGACAAGAAGUGGACCGAGCUGGACACCAACCAGCAUCGUACUCAUGCCAUGAGGCUCUUAGAUGGCUUGGAAGUCACUGCCAGGGAGAAGAGACUCAAGGUGGCUCGAGCUAUUCUCUAUGUGGCCCAAGGCACCUUCGGGGAGUGCAGCUCAGAGGCAGAGGUGCAGUCAUGGAUGCGUUACAACGUCUUCCUGCUGCUGGAGGUGGGCACAUUCCAUGCUCUGGUGGAGCUCCUGAACAUGGAAAUAGACAACAGCGCCGCCUGCAGCAGCGCCGUGAGGAAGCCGGCCAUCUCCCUGGCUGACAGCACAGACCUGAGGGUCCUGCUCAACAUCAUGUACCUGAUAGUGGAGACUGUUCAUCAGGAGUGUGAGGGUGACAAGGCUGAGUGGAGGACCAUGCGACAGACCUUCAGAGCUGAGCUGGGCUCCCCACUGUACAACAAUGAGCCAUUUGCCAUCAUGCUGUUUGGGAUGGUGACCAAAUUUUGCAGCGGCCAUGCUCCUCACUUCCCCAUGAAGAAAGUUCUCUUGCUGCUCUGGAAGACAGUAUUGUGCACCUUGGGCGGCUUCGAGGAGCUGCAGAGCAUGAAGGCCGAGAAGCGCACCAUGCUGGGCCUUCCCCCGCUGCCUGAGGACAGCAUCAAAGUGAUCCGCAACAUGAGGGCCGCCUCCCCACCGGCGUCUGCCUCUGACCUCAUCGAGCAGCAGCAGAAACGGGGUCGCAGGGAACACAAGGCUCUGAUAAAGCAGGACAACUUAGAUGCCUUCAACGAGCGAGAUCCCUACAAGGCUGAUGACUCACGUGAGGAUGAAGAGGAGAAUGAUGACGACAACAGUCUGGAAGGGGAGACGUUCCCCCUUGAGCGGGAUGAAGUGAUGCCUCCCCCUCUACAGCACCCCCAGACUGACCGACUUACCUGUCCAAAGGGGCUCCCGUGGGCUCCCAAGGUCAGAGAGAAGGACAUCGAGAUGUUCCUGGAGUCCAGCCGCAGCAAAUUCAUAGGUUACACCCUCGGCAGUGACACGAACACAGUGGUGGGGCUGCCCAGGCCAAUCCACGAAAGCAUCAAGACUCUGAAACAGCACAAGUACACGUCAAUUGCUGAGGUCCAAGCGCAGAUGGAGGAAGAGUACCUUCGCUCUCCUCUCUCGGGGGGAGAAGAGGAAGUCGAACAAGUCCCUGCAGAAACUCUUUACCAAGGCUUGCUUCCCAGCCUGCCUCAGUAUAUGAUUGCUCUCCUGAAGAUCCUGCUGGCCGCAGCGCCUACCUCAAAAGCUAAGACAGACUCGAUCAACAUCCUGGCUGAUGUCCUGCCUGAGGAGAUGCCCACCACAGUGUUGCAGAGCAUGAAGCUGGGGGUGGACGUGAACCGCCACAAAGAGGUCAUUGUGAAGGCCAUUUCUGCCGUCCUGCUGCUGCUGCUCAAGCACUUUAAGUUGAACCAUGUCUACCAGUUUGAAUACAUGGCCCAGCACUUGGUGUUUGCCAACUGCAUCCCUUUGAUCCUAAAGUUCUUCAAUCAAAACAUCAUGUCCUACAUCACCGCCAAGAACAGCAUUUCUGUCCUGGAUUACCCUCACUGUGUGGUGCAUGAGCUGCCGGAGCUGACUGCAGAGAGUCUGGAAGCAGGCGACAAUAACCAGUUCUGCUGGAGGAACCUCUUUUCUUGUAUCAAUCUGCUUCGGAUCUUGAACAAGCUGACGAAAUGGAAGCAUUCAAGGACAAUGAUGCUGGUGGUGUUCAAGUCAGCCCCCAUCCUGAAGCGGGCCCUGAAGGUGAAGCAGGCCAUGAUGCAGCUCUAUGUGCUGAAGCUGCUCAAGGUGCAGACCAAGUACCUGGGGCGGCAGUGGCGGAAGAGCAACAUGAAGACGAUGUCUGCCAUCUACCAGAAGGUGCGCCAUCGCCUGAAUGACGACUGGGCAUACGGCAACGAUCUUGAUGCCCGGCCUUGGGACUUCCAGGCUGAGGAGUGUGCCCUGCGUGCCAACAUUGAACGCUUCAAUGCCCGGCGCUACGACCGGGCCCACAGCAACCCUGACUUCCUGCCAGUGGAUAACUGCUUGCAGAGUGUUCUGGGCCAGCGGGUGGACCUCCCUGAGGACUUCCAGAUGAACUAUGACCUCUGGUUAGAAAGGGAGGUCUUCUCCAAGCCCAUUUCCUGGGAAGAGCUGCUGCAGUGAGCCUACUGGGCAGGGGACUGAAACCGAAGGGAAUGAUCUCGAAGUUCCUGAGGGACUGUCCUGGUUCAUUGCUGCAGUGCUCCCAUCUCCCUCUAGGUGGCAGCACAGCCCCACUGUAUCCAUAGCCAUCCCUGGUGGUGGGUGAGCCCAGGUUGACCUAUCUUGAAAAGCAGGAUCCUGCUUAGGAGCAGUCAUCUCUGCUUGGGAUCCACCCCUCCCCUCCUCUCUUCACCUCCUCUUCUCUCUACCCCCUCCCCUCAGACAUGGUUGAUUGCAGCUUAUUUUGCAAUCAGCCCCAAGUCUAGGAAGCACUGGGAUAGGCUGGGAGCCCCUUGUCAUGGCAUCUGAUGCUCGAGGGUCAGGCUGACUCCUGGGACACAGAUCCUUGGCAUGGCAGCUUAGGUUGGGGCCAGUGCCAGAAGGUUGGUGUUUUGGUUGUGCUCGGGGAGUUUCUGAUGUCAUUCCAGCCUCCUGCUAAAGUUUAGCCAGAAGCAAUCGCAGAGGCCCUGGUAGCUGCCUCAGCACUUUGGUUUGGACAGGGUUGGUACAGAGAAAGAAACUUCCCUUAACCAGAGGUGCCAUUUUUUCCUCUUGGUUUUCAAAGGCCUGUAAAUAUCUAUAUAAAUCUGUGUAGUCUCUUGUGUUAAGUUGGGGUUUAUAAUGUGUUUCCGUAUUCUGUUUACAUUAAAAAGAAGCAAAACAA
Molecule: messenger RNA, 3037 nt
Organism: Tupaia belangeri chinensis (Chinese tree shrew)
Lineage: Eukaryota; Metazoa; Chordata; Mammalia; Scandentia; Tupaiidae
Gene: STRIP1
Product: striatin interacting protein 1
Biological process (GO): cytoskeleton organization
Cellular component (GO): cytosol
Source: RefSeq, a predicted model, not a curated record